Messenger RNA from Microthlaspi erraticum, 1398 nucleotides. Lineage: Eukaryota; Viridiplantae; Streptophyta; Magnoliopsida; Brassicales; Brassicaceae. The record is from the annotation of a GenBank genome assembly.
AUGAUUCGCCGGCAGAUCUGCGACUCCUCCGCCGUCUUCAUUUCCGUCGCCCGCCGCAUCACUUCUCCGACGUCGACAUCCUCGCGUUAUCUUUCAUCCUGUUCACCCGAACACGAGUUGGUAUCGAAUAAGUCUUCAUUCGGGUCUCCGACUCGGGUUCAAAAGCUCAUAGCUUCGCAAUCGGAUCCUCUCCUCGCCAAAGAGAUCUUCGAUUACGCCUCUCAGCAGCCCAAUUUCCGCCACUCUCAAUCUUCUCACCUCGUCCUCAUCCUCAAACUCGGCCGUUCCAAACAUUUCAAUCUCAUCGACGACGUUCUCGCCAAGCAUAGAUCGAGUGGUUAUCCGUUAACCGGAGAAACAUUCACAUAUCUGAUCAAAAUCUACGCAGAAGCAAAUUUACCGGAGAAAGCGUUAAGAACGUUUCACAAAAUGCUGCAGCAGUUCAAUUUCACGCCGCAGCCAAAACACCUGAAUCGAAUCCUCGAGGUUCUCGUCAGCCACAGAGGCUAUCUCCGAAAAGCUUUCGAGCUUUUCAAAAACGCACGGCUUCACGGAGUCAUAGCUAACACGAGAACCUACAAUAUCUUAAUGCAAGCGUUUUGUUUAAACGAUGACUUGAGUAUUGCAUACAAACUGUUUGGCAAAAUGCUUGAGAGAGAUGUUGUUCCUGAUGUGGAGUCUUAUAAGAUUCUGAUAAAAGGGUUUUGCAGGAGAGGGCAAGCGAAUGGUGCUAUGGAAUUGCUUGAAGAUAUGUUGAAUAAAGGAUUUGUGCCUGAUAGGUUGAGUUACACGACGCUGUUGAAUAGUCUGUGUAGGAAGACACAGCUUAGAGAGGCGUAUAAGCUUCUGUGUAGGAUGAAGUUGAAAGGUUGUAAUCCUGAUCUUGUUCACUACAACACGAUCGUUCUCGGGUUUGUUAGAGAAGGUCGUGCCAUGGAUGCUAGGAAGGUUCUUGAUGAUAUGGUGACGAACGGUUGUGCGCCUGAUUUGGUCACGUAUAGGACACUGAUUGGAGGGUUGUGUGGUCAAGGGAUGUUUGAUGAAGGGAAGAAGUAUCUAGGAGAGAUGAUAUCGAAAGGGUUUUCUCCUCAUUUCUCUGUUUCUAAUAGUUUGGUUAAAGGGUUUUGCGGAUUUGGCAAAGUCGAAGAAGCGUGUGAUGUUGUGGAGCUUGUGGUUGAGAAUGGGGAAAGAUUGCAUUCAGAGACUUGGGAAAUGAUUGUUCCUAUGAUCUGUAAAGAAGAUGAGUCUGAGAAGAUCAAACAGUUUCUUGAAGAUGCUGUUAAAGUAGAGAUAACCGGUGAUACCAGAAUCGUUGAUGCUGGUAUUGGUUUAGGAGCUUACCUUUCUAGUAAGCGUCAGAUGAAACGGAAAAAUGUUAGAGAAAGGAGACAUUUUUAG